This is a messenger RNA of Trypanosoma brucei brucei TREU927, 2040 nucleotides long. RefSeq lists its product as hypothetical. The transcript has a single exon. Gene Ontology annotation, molecular function: protein binding. Bases 1 to 2040 code for a protein of 679 amino acids. The record is from RefSeq and is a predicted model, not a curated record. NCBI's taxonomy places the organism in Eukaryota, Euglenozoa, Kinetoplastea, Trypanosomatida, Trypanosomatidae.
AUGCUGUCGCACGCCGUCCCCCGUCUGCGCCUCGCCGCAGCAGCAGUGAAAGCAGCCGAAUGGUAUGCAGCGGAAAAUCGACGAAAACAAAAGGGAGGGGAUGUGACCCGAGAAAAAGUUGAUUGUACGGCGCCACUUUGGUUUGACGAUACAGAGCAGAACCUGUUGGCCCGUGAGCAACAUGUUCGCAGCCCCGCAUACCGCGAGCUGCACCGUCCUGCCCUUACAAACGCCGCUAUGGGCCUCUACGGUGGUGAGCCUGGUUUCGAGAAGGCUCACCGCGUGUGGGUGGACCCCGAUCGGCCUCAUAUAAAGCACAUUUAUAACCAGACAGCGCUAGCAAGAAACCUUCGGUAUGCUCGGUACGGAUAUUUUAAACGGGAUAUGCACUUACUUGACGUCGACAAACUUGUCAGGCACGCUCGCUUGUUACCAACGCCGGGUCGUUUGCUCACUGACUUUUUAUACCAAAGAGUGCCACUACCGGAUAAAAGUUGUGCCGCCCUUAUACGGUACCAGAGACAGCAGAUUGAGAUGCUGGAAGUGUGGGGGCGCCACGCUAGCUUCCAAUGUGCUGUGGAAAUGUUCGAGCGCAUGAUUGUAACAAACAUCCCUCCUGUAGAGGUGGGUGUGGAGACACACGGCGAGAUGGUGUUAUGUGCUGCGGCUUGUGGCAAGUGGGAAGAGGGAUGGAACGUGUACGCAAAUCGUGCGAGGGAACUUGAGAAAGAGUCCCCCGAGUCCUUCAUCCUCAACACGUUUUUCUUCGAUGCAUUGCUUACUCUUUGUGUUGCAGCGGGUCGCGUAAGCGAAGGCAUAGACACCCUGGAGGAGGUUAUCAAACGAAAUCUUCGACCCCGCGGUACCAUGCUGAACAAGGCCAUGAUACUGUAUUCAAUUUUGGGGGAACAAAUGUCAAAACAUGAAGCGUCAAGGGCCACCAGCGAGGGCGAAAGAUCCUACCUGUGUGAACCUGAGGAGGUGGAGAAAAUGGGUUUGGAAGUUUGGUCCCUUUUUGACUUUUAUCAGCUGCCCCGAACAACCGCUUCAAUUGAGGCGUACAUGCGCAUGUGUUGUGCCUUCAAUAAACCAACGCUUGUUUUGAAAGCACAGGGUUUCGCAGAUGCAUCUGAUAUCCGCCUUUCCAUAGAAUGCUUCCAUUGGCUGGUCUAUGCGAUCCGUGGGGUUGCUGGUUUUGGAGAUUACGUCAUGGACGUCUUAUCUCAACUGCGACCACGAGGCUUAACGCCAGAUUUUGUCCUCUUCACUCUUUCAUUCAUGUACUGCGCACUUCAGCGCGAUGGUGAACUAGCACUUGCCAUAUUUGACCAACAUUUUGUCCAUCAGAAUAUGAAUCCGACACCGGAGAUGGUGCUCCUCUUUAUCCAGGCUUGCAGUAACUGCGAGAAGCCAACCGCGGCCAUGCUAGAGAGAUCUGAAACCUUGAUCAAGCGGUUGGAAGCUGUGGGUAGUAGUGUGGAUCUUAUUUCACCCAUCUACGAUCAGUUUCUUGAAUUGUGUGCCCACCUUGGCGCGGUUGCUUCAGGGUUUAGUGCCUUGAAGAGAAUUGUAGGGUUUGGCAAGCCUUUGACGACGCGGAUGAUUAAUUCGCUUUUGUUGGCAAACUCAAACGCCAUUUCAUCGAAUGGUUCGCUUUCCAUGACGGAGGAGCUCGUGGGUUUCUUCACUUUGUUGAAGAUUCGACCGAAUGCGGACACCGAGAUUUGUGUGAAUUUGUGCAGGGAUGCUUUUGGUGAAUCCCCUGUUGUAAAUGAUUUUAUCAAAGUUAUCGGCGAGAGCUUACAAGGUGACUCCGAAAAGGGUGAAGCACCUCAAUAUGAUGAGGAUAUCCCUGUGAUUCAAGUUCCCCCUCAUGAGCUCAGGCAGUUGCGUACAGAGUGGAAACUUAGUCCUCGUGACAUCGUCCUUCGCCGCUUUGGGCAGCACACGAAGCCACCGGGGAAGGCAGCUCUGGAUGUUGGGAGUAUGCGUGGUAGCGUGAUACCAUUUGGUCGCUCGCCUGGGGAGCAAUUGGUAUAA